Molecule: messenger RNA, 3929 nt
Organism: Falco peregrinus (peregrine falcon)
Lineage: Eukaryota; Metazoa; Chordata; Aves; Falconiformes; Falconidae
Gene: C9H20orf204
Product: chromosome 9 C20orf204 homolog
Exons: 5
Coding region: 25-732 (235 amino acids)
Source: RefSeq, a predicted model, not a curated record
GGGGCCGCGGGCGGGCGGGGGGCGAUGCAGGGCAGCGCUCCCCCGGGGGGGCCGGGGCUGGGCCGCCGGCGAUGUGCCCGGGCCCGGCCCGUCCCCUCCCACCGUGGAGCCAAGUUCAAACCGCGAGCCCCGGCGGAGCGGACGCGGCGCAGCGCCGGGCCGGGUCCCCGGGAGCCGCCGCAGGGUCCGCACCGGCGGCCCCCCCCGCGCCCGCGGGGCUCCAUGAUUUUCCCCCGGGUGCUUUCCUGCACUGUUCUGCUCCUCCUGCUCGUCGCCGUGCUGAGUAGAGGCAAAAGGUGCAGCAUCGCCAAAAUCCUCCGGCAAUACCGUGCGGUCAUCUUCCACGAGAUCCAGAACCUGAAAAACCUGAGCGGGUCGGCAGACAGGAGUGGAAGGGCUGGGCCAGCUUGUCGUUCGGACAAGGACCAGAAGAUCCUGCUGUCCAUCUACAACAUCAGCAUGUCUCUGCGGGAGGUGGCGGCCGGCAGCCUGCGUGGCCCCGAGGAGCUGGCAGUGCGGAAAGUGGCCAGAAACACCGACUUCGUGCUCAGGGAGAACUGCAGGAAAAUCAGCAAGAGCCCACCGCGCAUCCCGGCACAGCCCCGGCGCAGGGGACCUGGUGGCAGGAGGAAGCAGCUGCGGGAGAUUGGGAGGAAGGCAGAGAGGCUGGUGACCUGCUGGGAGAAGCUCUAUGCCCUGCACGCACCCCACCGUGCCGCCCGGGACUCGUAGGGACACCCUUGCCACGUGCCAGAGAGGCACAGUGCUCCAGCACCAUGGCUGCUGGAGUCUUGUUUGGAAACCUGGGGUAAAUUCAACCCUGAAGGCAGCAAGAGGUGCUACCCGUGGAUGCCCAAGUUGAAUUCGUCCUCCUGUUUCAAGUGGUACCUGGGCACCGGCUCCAUCUCAUGUGGUGGGGGCUGGCAGGUUGUUUUGCCAUGGGAUGGCUGUGGUGGGAAGCUGGAACACCAGAAAUGUGGGGGAGAAGAGGGGGAAGUGCUGAAAAAAGGAGGCGAGGUGCUGGAUUUCUGUGAUGCUCCUGGCCCUGCAUCACCUGCUGCUUUCUGGGGGACAGCGAUUGCUUUUUGGGGCAGAAAGAGGACGUGUGGAGCCGUGGCUCUGAGGGCUCUGCUGGAAGCGGGAGCAUUGCGCAUCCACAAGGCUCUGAGGGUGGCCACGCUGCGGAGAGGGACACUUGUCCCUGUUGGACUGCCGGGACAUGCAGAGCAGCCGGGCACCUGUGGCGGAUGGGGAAGCCAGGGUGCAUUGCUGGGCGCCCAGGGAAGUCUGGGGAACGCUGGUGCCUGCAGACAAACAGCAAAACCCCAGGCAGCUGUGGGGGCUCAAGGACCAGGGCUCAGCUUCUGGGACAGGCAGCACCAUGGAGGGACCUGGCUGCUUGGCACUACGGGUGCCCUGGCACCCCCCAGUGCGCUGAGCCCAGAGGGAUGAGGGGUUCCGUGAGCUGAGGUGCAUCCUCCCUUGUCACCAUGCUCUGCCAGCACCCCAGCUGGGGUCCCUGCUCCCCUGUUGGGUGACAAAGAGUCUCUGGGAAGCUAGAAAUAAAACCUCUCCUUCCCUGGAAGCCCUUUGGGUGCUUUAGCUGGUGACCCAGGGGCUUUCGUGCUGUGGAUGGGGCUGGCAUGGUGCAGGGUCCGGGCACGGUGCAGGGUCCGGGCACAGUGCAGGAUCCGGACAGGGUGCAGGGUCCGGGCACAGUGCAGGAUCCGGACAGAGUGCAGGGUCCGGGCACGGUGCAGGGUCCGGGCACGGUGCAGGGUCCGGGCACAGUGCAGGAUCCGGACAGAGCGCAGGGUCCGGGCACGGUGCAGGGUCCGGGCACGGUGCAGGGUCCGGGCACAGUGCAGGAUGUGGACAGGGUGCAGGGUCCGGGCACAGUGCAGGAUCCGGACAGGGUGCAGGGUCCGGGCACAGUGCAGGAUCCGGACAGGGUGCAGGGUCCGGGCGUGGUGCAGGGUCUGGACAGGGUGCAGGAUGUGGACAGGGUGCAGGGGCUGUGCAAGCCCAGGAAGGAGCACGCAGCAGCAAUGGGCACCACAACAUCCUGCCCCUGCCCAGCGCACCUGCAUCCCAGGCCCACGGGGCCCCAUCCUGCACACUUCUACUGGUGCAUGGGCGGUGGAGGACAAGGCUCUGCUACAGGAGCUGCUUUUCGGGGGGGGCCAUUCCCCCUCCCCAAGCCGUGGGCAGGGCUGGGGCAGCGGCUGGGGGGUGGCCUCGUGUUGCCCCUGCCUUAGUUUCCCCAGCCCCUCCGCACCCGGGCAGACGCUGUCCCAGCCGUGAGUGGGGCGGUGAGUGGGGCCAGCCCCGCCUGCGUGGCUGUGGGGACAGCGGAGGAGGACACGAGAUGGCAGCAGUGGGCUGUGCGCGCUGAGCGGCGCCGGACGGCUGCCCACGGCUGGGGGUCCCCACGGUCACGGCCAGGCGGCCACCUGGACCACAGCCACGCCAGCAUCCCCGGGGCCCGUGCCCACUGGGGUCUCAGCCAUCAUCACCGGGCCAGUCCGGGCUGCAGCUGGUGGGGAGCAGUGGGUGCUGCCAAUGAGUGUGACCCCCACCCCACCUUGAUGGGGGGCACCUUUCCUUGGGGGCUUCUCUGGGAGUUCAAGCAGCUGGCUGGGGUGGGGGGCUGCGGGAAGGGGUGGGCAGGGAAUUCUCAGGGGUCCUUGCCCACCCCCGGCCUCUGAGACCUGGGCUGGAAGGAGCUGGGAGGGGGGCUGCAUUGCCAGGGGUGGGGAGGAGAGGGCCCACCCCAGGGCCCCCAGGGUUUGGCAGGGUUUGGCAGGGCCCCAUGUUUGAUGGGGCAGGACAGGGACCCUGGUCUGGGAGUGAGAGUAGGGGGGCGCAGGCUGGGGGUGCUGCUCCUGUUGGCUCCCUCCAUGGCCUGUGGGUGACUGGCAGGAUGAGGCCCCUGGAGAUGCCGGCUGCGUGGCAUGGGGCAGGCUGGCACCGGGGUCCCGCUGGGGAGCCACGGUUCGGCACAGCCCGAUGCCAGAGGCCGCCUGGAGCUGCAUCUGCUGCCAUGCUCCUCCCUGGCCAGUCCCACCAUGCCUGGGCUCUUUCUCCCAGCUCCAUCCUCCUCCUCAGGAACAAGCACUGCCUUCUUUUCCUCCUGCCCUUUCUGCUGCCUCCACGGGGGGGUUGCACUGAUUCAGCUUCAGGUUUUCUUUCUUAUUCCAUGCUUCAUCCCAACCACCGUCCCCAAAUGUAACAACACCCCCUGCAUCCCUCCAGCAUCCCGAAAUAGCCCUAUUGAUGCUUGAUAUCCCGUGGAUGGGGCUGGGGUCCCCGUGGGAUGCAGUGGCUCGUGCAACAGUGCGAGCGGGACGGUGACUUGGGACAGAGUGACUUGGUGGCUUGGGACAGGGUGACUCGCUGCCUUUUUCUGUGUCAAGGCUGGAGCAAAGUCCUCUCCUCUCCACCAGCUCAUCAGCACCGUCCCAGAUAAAACAGCAAUAACCAGCCCCGUUCGUUACCCUUUCCUCGCAGGCAGCAACAGCCACCGAGCCAGGAAAUCACCGUGUGCUGCCUGUGACCCCCCCAGCAUCUCCCCCCAGCUGCCUCUGCAGGCCAGGCAAUAGGGGAGGUUGUGCCCGGUGCUGCCGGUUCAGCACCCGAGCGGCGGUGGGAGGCACAUGCUGGCGGUCCUGGGGGUGCACUGGCACUGGCACACUCGGCAGGAGCUUGCUGUGAGCACCGGCUGCGGGGAGGGGGGAGAGGGAGCCCGGUGCAGCGGUAGGAAUGAGUGCAUGGAAAGGAAGGAAAGAGUGAAGGAAGAGGCAAAAGGGAGGGAGGGGAAAAGCGAGGUCGAAGCGAUGGUGGAAUCACAGCAAAAACAGCCGGAAAAAGGAAACGGGCCCUGAAAAGUCAAAUAAAAAUAGCAGCGAGGCGAACCCAAGUGUGCAGCA